CACAAACAUUGAAUUUGAAUAAAUUUCCCCGUACAGUGUCGUCCACUAUGUGGCUAUAAAAUGGAAGCAUUGAAGGUUGUUUCCUCAGGCCAAGAUCUUGGAUAGUAAUUAACCUCACUCAAACUCGGGAUCACAGAAACCAACAACAGUUCUUGCACUGAGGUUUCACGAUGUUGCUGGAACUUGCACUUGGUUUGUUUGUGUUAGCUUUGUUUCUGCACUUGCGUCCCACACCAAGUGCAAAAUCAAAAGCACUUCGCCACCUCCCAAACCCUCCAAGCCCAAAGCCUCGUCUUCCCUUCAUUGGCCACCUUCACCUCUUAAAAGAUAAACUUCUCCACUAUGCACUCAUCGAUCUCUCCAAAAAGCAUGGCCCCUUAUUCUCUCUCUCCUUCGGCUCCAUGCCAACCGUCGUUGCCUCCACCCCUGAGUUGUUCAAGCUCUUCCUCCAAACCCACGAGGCAACUUCCUUCAACACAAGGUUCCAAACCUCUGCCAUAAGACGCCUCACUUACGACAACUCUGUGGCCAUGGUUCCAUUCGGACCUUACUGGAAGUUCGUGAGGAAGCUCAUCAUGAACGACCUUCUCAACGCCACCACCGUCAACAAGCUCAGGCCUUUGAGGACCCAACAGAUCCGCAAGUUCCUUAGGGUUAUGGCCCAAAGCGCAGAGGCCCAGAAGCCCCUUGACGUCACCGAGGAGCUUCUCAAAUGGACCAACAGCACCAUCUCCAUGAUGAUGCUCGGCGAGGCUGAGGAGAUCAGAGACAUCGCUCGCGAGGUUCUUAAGAUCUUCGGCGAAUACAGCCUCACUGACUUCAUCUGGCCUUUGAAGUAUCUCAAGGUUGGAAAGUAUGAGAAGAGGAUUGAUGACAUCUUGAACAAGUUCGACCCUGUCGUUGAAAGGGUCAUCAAGAAGCGCCGUGAGAUCGUCAGAAGGAGAAAGAACGGAGAAGUUGUUGAGGGCGAGGCCAGCGGCGUCUUCCUCGACACUUUGCUUGAAUUCGCUGAGGACGAGACCAUGGAGAUCAAAAUUACCAAGGAGCAAAUCAAGGGCCUUGUUGUCGACUUUUUCUCUGCAGGGACAGAUUCCACAGCGGUGGCAACAGAGUGGGCAUUGGCAGAGCUCAUCAACAAUCCCAGGGUGUUGCAAAAGGCUCGUGAGGAGGUCUACAGUGUUGUGGGCAAAGAUAGACUCGUUGACGAAGUUGACACUCAAAACCUUCCUUACAUUAGGGCCAUUGUGAAGGAGACAUUCCGAAUGCACCCACCACUCCCAGUGGUCAAAAGAAAGUGCACAGAAGAGUGUGAGAUUAAUGGGUAUGUGAUCCCAGAGGGAGCAUUGGUUCUUUUCAAUGUUUGGCAAGUAGGAAGGGACCCCAAAUACUGGGACAGACCAUCAGAAUUCCGUCCCGAGAGGUUCUUAGAAACUGGUGCUGAAGGGGAAGCAGGGCCUCUUGAUCUUAGGGGCCAGCAUUUCCAACUCCUCCCAUUUGGGUCUGGGAGGAGAAUGUGCCCUGGUGUCAAUUUGGCUACUUCAGGAAUGGCAACACUUCUUGCAUCUCUUAUCCAAUGCUUUGACCUGCAAGUGCUGGGCCCUCAAGGACAAAUAUUGAAAGGUGAUGAUGCCAAAGUUAGCAUGGAAGAGAGAGCUGGCCUCACAGUUCCAAGGGCACAUAGUCUCGUUUGUGUUCCACUUGCAAGGAUCGGCGUUGCAUCUAAACUCCUUUCUUAAUUAAGAUAAUCAUCAUAUACAAUAGUAGUGUCUUGCCAUCGCAGUUGCUUUUUAUGUAUUCAUAAUCAUCAUUUCAAUAAGGUGUGACUGGUACUUAAUCAAGUAAUUAAGGUUACAUACAUGCACAUGUAUCAUCUCCCA
Molecule: messenger RNA, 1877 nt
Organism: Glycine soja
Lineage: Eukaryota; Viridiplantae; Streptophyta; Magnoliopsida; Fabales; Fabaceae
Product: 2-hydroxyisoflavanone synthase-like
Exons: 2
Coding region: 171-1736 (521 amino acids)
Cellular component (GO): membrane
Molecular function (GO): oxidoreductase activity, acting on paired donors, with incorporation or reduction of molecular oxygen, NAD(P)H as one donor, and incorporation of one atom of oxygen; heme binding; iron ion binding
Source: RefSeq, a predicted model, not a curated record